Penicillium cinerascens is the source of this 1629-nucleotide messenger RNA. RefSeq lists its product as uncharacterized. The coding region runs from base 1 to 1629 and encodes 542 amino acids. NCBI's taxonomy places the organism in Eukaryota, Fungi, Ascomycota, Eurotiomycetes, Eurotiales, Aspergillaceae. Gene Ontology annotation, cellular component: membrane. Gene Ontology annotation, biological process: transmembrane transport. Gene Ontology annotation, molecular function: transmembrane transporter activity. The transcript has 11 exons. The record is from RefSeq and is a predicted model, not a curated record.
AUGUCGCAGGCUAAGACUUCCCAGCCAAAUGAUCAGCUGGAACAUGUGGAGUCCAUCGAGGCCGAGCAGCCUGCAAAGGUGGCCGCUGCCUUGGGCGACACCGGUCCAAAAGAAGACCAGGCUCUUCAGCUGAUCGAAGAUGCUGGAGGCUCGACAAUCUUGACCCCGGAGAACAAUGCUCGGGUGCUUCGAAGGAUUGACCUGCGCCUGCUCCCCAUUCUCCUCUCUAUUUACUUCCUUCAACAACUCGACAAAUCCACUCUAUCUUAUGCCUCCGUCUUUGGCCUCGUUGACAAGGCUCAUCUGCAUGGGUCGAUGUACUCCUGGCUGGGCUCGGGGGUUUACGUAGCCCAGCUGGUCUUCCAGCCCCUGGUCUCUUACCUUUUGGUGAAAGUUCCCCUGGGGAAGUUUAUGGCAGCAUCCGCUCUUCUCUGGGGAAUUUCUCUAUCCUGCAUGACAGCAGCGAACACUUUUCCGGGAUUGAUGGUGUGCCGUUUGUUACUUGGUAUCUUCGAAGCUGGGAUUGCCCCAUCAUUCAUCGCGGUCACCCAGCUUUGGUAUCGUCGACGCGAACAGCCCAUCAGACUAGGCUCGUGGUAUGCAAUGAACGGAGUGGUCAACAUGUUUGGAAGUUUGUUCACUUUCGGAUUAGGUCACAUCCAUUCGUCCAUCUUCGAACCUUAUCAGAUCAUCUUUCUCUUCUUUGGUUUGGUCACCGUCGGAACAUCUGUCGCCGUCUUCCUGUUCAUGCCCGACUCGCCGGUGACUGCCAAGUUCCUUGAUGAAGAGGAUAAACUCGUGGCCAUCGAAAGACUGCGCAUGAACCAGCAGGGUAUCGAAAACCACGAAUGGAAAUGGGACCACGUGAAGGAAGCGUGUCUGGACCUGAAGUCCUGGCUGUGGUUUGCAUUGCUAGUUUCCAUCUCUAUCCCAAGCGGUGGUAUUACUACGUUUGGUCCUUUGAUCGUCAAAUCCUUUGGGUUCAGUGACUUGAAUACCAUUCUCCUCAACGUCCCCUUUGGCGCCGUCCAGCUCAUUGCCACAAUGGGCGGUGCCUGGUUGGCCACAGCCUGGAAGAUGAAGGGUCCUGUGCUGGCGCUGCUGUGCCUUCCACCGAUUGCAGGCUGUAUUAUGCUGCUGAAGAUCCCUCACGAUGCUUCCCACAAGGCACCUCUGCUCAUUGGAUAUUAUAUUAUCUCUGUCUACCCUGGCAUUACUCCAUUGAUUUACUCAUGGUCUGCCGGUAAUACUGCGGGAGAAACAAAGAAGAAGGUGACAACUGGUAUCCUGAUUGUUGGACAGUGUGUCGGUAAUAUUAUUGGACCGACUCUCUACACCACGGAGGAGGCGCCUCUGUAUCGCCGUGGCCUUACCUCAAACCUUGCACUAUUUUGCGUCUUGGUGGUUCUCAUUCUGUUGAACAUGGCAUAUCUCUCGUUCCUCAACAAGCAGCACUCGAAGCAACGUGUUGCCCUAGGAAAAAACACGGAGGUGGUUGACCACUCGAUGCAUGCCGUGGGAGCCAUCAUCGAAGACAAAGAAGGCGUCCCCGUGCAGCAGCUUGUCAGCGAUAACGCCUUUAAGGAUCUGACGGACAUGAAAAACGAAGAUUUUGUAUACGUAUACUAG